AUGGCCUCUGGAUACGGUCUUCACGGAGGCCCGUCGCGGUGCUUCCCCUUCUGGCAGGAGGUCCUUGGCUGCUACGUUAUCAACACCGCUGGAGAGGACCACUCGGGAAAGAAGAAGUGCGGCUUGGCUCUGGAGGAUUACUAUGAGUGCUUGCACCACAAGAAGGAGGCUGCGAGAACAAGGGCGCUUCAGGCCGCUUACCGAAAGGCCGAAUCGGCCAGUGCACGAGAUAACGCGCCGAGUGCGGGCCAAAUACGCAACCUGGGACUUCUCGGCAAGGAGGAUGACACGAAGGCCGUGACGGGGUCUAGUUGA
This is a messenger RNA of Colletotrichum graminicola M1.001, 315 nucleotides long. RefSeq names its product NADH:ubiquinone oxidoreductase 11.5kD subunit. Gene Ontology annotation, biological process: mitochondrial respiratory chain complex I assembly. The transcript has 3 exons. The coding region runs from base 1 to 315 and encodes 104 amino acids. NCBI's taxonomy places the organism in Eukaryota, Fungi, Ascomycota, Sordariomycetes, Glomerellales, Glomerellaceae. The record is from RefSeq and is a predicted model, not a curated record.